Aspergillus ibericus CBS 121593 is the source of this 450-nucleotide messenger RNA. RefSeq lists its product as uncharacterized. NCBI's taxonomy places the organism in Eukaryota, Fungi, Ascomycota, Eurotiomycetes, Eurotiales, Aspergillaceae. The coding region runs from base 109 to 390 and encodes 93 amino acids. The transcript has a single exon. The record is from RefSeq and is a predicted model, not a curated record.
AAAUUCUGGCUAUCACAACAGAAGUCAUUUCAUCAACAAAACCUAAUAUCUUCGAUUUCCGUCGACCGAGAACGUCAGAACGCGCUUGAGAUCUACUCUGCCUUUCCAAUGCGGCAGUGGUCUAAUCGAGGCAAGGUAAUCCCACCUUCAACCAAUGCAUCUUUGAGAACUUCCCAUACUCAACCAACCGCUUUUCCUCCAAGAACCAAACAAGAACCAAGCAUAUUAUCAUGCAGUUCACAACUUACGACCGAAUUCCGCAACCCAUCUACAACCCCUCAGACCAAGCAAUCCCAACUACUAGGUAACACUAACCACCCCAUCAACCCCCUCCCCCCUAGCGUCCCCACCCCUCUCCUCCACUUCCCAAGGCAACCAAAUCAUCCCUAGGCAGGUCACUGAUGCCUAGCUGAAUCCAGGCAGCAGCACCAGCACAAGUCUCCAAGCAUU